Molecule: messenger RNA, 288 nt
Organism: Acaulospora colombiana
Lineage: Eukaryota; Fungi; Glomeromycota; Glomeromycetes; Diversisporales; Acaulosporaceae
Source: the annotation of a GenBank genome assembly
GGUAAUCCUAAUUAUGGGCGGGCCUCACCUAUGAAGGGGCGGAAACACUCCGAUGAAACGAAGGCGAAGAUGUCGGCUGCUCUGAAGGGGGCAGGGAAUCCUAAUCAUGGGAAGAAGCUCUCUGAUGAAACUAAGGCAAAAUUGAGUGCCGCCCGACUAGGGGAAAAGAAUCCUCGCUUUAACACCGGAACACCGGUGUACCUCUACGUAGUUCACACCUACGGACUAGAGCUCACUUCUAGCCACUUUAAUACUCAGAGAAGAGACUGGUGUAUUCUGAAAUUUUAG